UUUGUGGACCAGUGACGAUCGUUCUGCUUGCGUGCCACUUCCAAGAAGAAUCUGUGAUCCGUUCCUUGGCAAAAAGUAAAUUUGUUCUGCUCUGGCUGACGAAACAUCGAGGCAAACCGCGUAAAGGUCACGCCAUCGUCAGUCGCUUAGAAUAACCGCGGUGUCGUUAAAGCAACAGGCCGUGAAUCAGUCUGGUGUUGUCGUGGUGAUAAGCCUACGCCGAUUCCAACUAAAGGAGAAUCUACCCGCGCUGCACUGAAAAUGGUCUUCCCGACGAGCCUCCAGCAAGCGUCUCCCGAGUGGCGUCGCACAUUCGAAACCAUCAAAGCUGGCCACGACGAAGCGUACCGUACGAUCGAGCGUGCGAUCAAGCUAGAGGAGCACGAACGGCCGGAUCUGGCGCUGCAAGCGUACAAGGACGGGAUCCGACAGAUCGACGAAACGCUGGCCCUUCCGGUGGAGGUUCCGCAGGGCCCGGCGGACGUCGGCGACGGUAGCACUCGGCAGCUGACGAGCGACGAAAGUUGGCAGCAAGCGAUCGCAAUGAUACACAAGAUGAAGCGGACCCGCGGUGAGGUGCUGCAGCGUCUCGGUCAACUCGGUGGUGGUGCUGGUGAUGCUGGAACCGAGGACGGCGGAACUCUGUCAACGUCAGCGGGACAGCGCCCGUGGACGUACACCGAGCUAGCGAUGGCACUGCGUGAAAUGUCUGCCUCACGGCCACCCGAGGACGAUGGCGAGGACGGAUCUUCCGCGUCGUCGUCGUCUUCGUCGCCGCACCUGGAACUGCUCUUCUCGUGUCCCGGCGUCCAGGUGUACUACAUCGAACCCGAUGGCGUUGUGAGCCAUUCGAUGGCCGACUCUACGCUGCGCAUCGUGCGGAUCGAGGCCGACGAACGGCGCCGAUUACAGGAAACCGUUUUCCUGCAGGUCAUCGAGACACGGGCCGCGACACGCAUUGAAUGCGCCGAGGAACCACUUCUGGUCGAAGUCGAGGAAGUGCAGGAAGCCACUACAGAUCCUCCUGCGGCCCGUGUCACCGUCGUUGAAGAAGUGUCCGAAGAGAGAGAGUGUCCUCCACCGGCAGCUUUUUUCCUGUAUCCCCUCAUUCCGGGCGUUUCGCCCUGUUACCGGACCGAGUACGGUGCGUUCAUACUGCCCGACCUGCAGACCACCGGCGGGGAGCAGGACGGCCGUGCCAUCGGGUUGGUGGUACCACCCGGUGCGGACGAAGUCGUACUGGAGAUUCUGAUCGCCCUGCUGCACGGUAUCGUCACGCAACCGAGCGAUGCGCGCAUCCGGAAGCGGUCCCUUGGUCUGCCCGAUUCGAACACCGUGUCGGCGGGGAUCAUCCGGGGCGCUUACUACGUGUCACGUGGAUUGGUCCGCGGUGCGGAACGAACCGGGCAGCUGAUUGCCACCGGCACACCGUACGUUAUAUCGAAACUGGGCCCGAAAGCCACCGGCCAAUCCGCACCGGAGGGCGAGCCCACCGUGCACGUACCACCGACGGUUCGCACCGGCAUUGAGAUGGCCCGCAGCGUCACGGGGACGGCGGCCGGCGUGACGAGUUACGUGGCGGGAAAGGUUGGUUCGGCCACGAUGGCACUGGGGCGCUUUCUGGCACCGCACAUCCAGCGCCACGGGAGCGCACUGCUGGCGUACGGUACCGGAAUGAGCGAAGCGGCCGCUUCGGAGCGUAUGAACGGAGCGCUUACGAUCUGUGCCGGAGCGGUCGAAGGAUUCGGAACGGUGUACGAGGGCCUCGAACGUUCGGCGGGCAUUCUGGGGAAAAGCUUAAGCUCCAGCACGGUACAGAUCGUGGAGCACCGGUACGGCGAGGAAGCGGGCCGGGUGGUGGGCAGUGGGCUCGAUACGGUCGGCAACGUGAUCAACGUGUCGCACAACAUCAACUACAUCACGCCGAAGGGGCUCGCCAAGCGGACGGCCAAGAAUGCAGGGAAAGCGCUCGUCGCCGGCUAUCGGCCACCGGUGCCGGAAGUGGAUGCGCUACUGGUCGAACCGGGAUCGAGCGGCAAUGCGAUCGCUUCUUCGAGCGCUCCGGCCAUCGUCGGUGCCAGCAGUCAGUCAGUCACCACCGUGCCCGCGGCCGUACUCUAUCCCGAUCUGGAAGGGCUAGCGAAGCAGAUGCGCCAGCUGGAUGGCAUGUAGAACGUGGCCAGUAAGAUGCAAGACAGUAGAAUUUAACUUACCUGACAGCCUGACAGGAAUCUCCGAACAGAAUCUGAGCAAAUAUAUACAUUGUUAUUUGUGAUUGUUAUCGUCGCGUGUGGUGAUCGGAACACUGAGAAUCUCGGAAUAGUGGAACUCAUAUGCUUAGCCUUUAUCCAUUCGGCCCUUUGGCACUAUAGGAGCGGUCGAAACUCAAUACAAUAAAUAGUGAUAAUGUACAACACACAAACUGAAAUAAAA
Molecule: messenger RNA, 2433 nt
Organism: Anopheles cruzii
Lineage: Eukaryota; Metazoa; Arthropoda; Insecta; Diptera; Culicidae
Product: protein spartin
Exons: 2
Coding region: 262-2172 (636 amino acids)
Biological process (GO): negative regulation of BMP signaling pathway; cell division
Cellular component (GO): plasma membrane
Source: RefSeq, a predicted model, not a curated record